Molecule: messenger RNA, 1404 nt
Organism: Malania oleifera
Lineage: Eukaryota; Viridiplantae; Streptophyta; Magnoliopsida; Santalales; Ximeniaceae
Product: protein SENSITIVITY TO RED LIGHT REDUCED 1
Exons: 2
Coding region: 444-1277 (277 amino acids)
Biological process (GO): microtubule-based process
Cellular component (GO): cytoplasm; nucleus
Source: RefSeq, a predicted model, not a curated record
GGGAAAAAACUCCGAGUCUCGGCCCCUCUGCCCUCCCACUCCUAGAGUCCAGGUUCCCAGCCCCCAGGUGAGCCCCAUUCGGCCAUUCGAGCCCUAGCCACCGAGACUCAGUGAAGAAGAAGUGGGGAACUGGGAACCAGUCGGCGGCCGCACGAGAGACAAGAGAGUGAGUUGGAAGGAGUUCUUCCUCAGUUCGUUCUGGGCUUCGGGAUCUUCCCUCUCUUCCAGCUCAGGCUGUCUGCGAUUUGACGAUUAGCUGGUGGCAAAUUUCUGGACACAUCCAAUUUGGAUCUCAAUUUCAUCAAAUAGGACUCGCCAAUGUACAUGGAAUGCUGCCACCACUUGAAUCUUAGCUCAUCAUUUGGAGUCGUAUAUUCUUGAUUUCAUAUACUCCUUAAGAAGAGGCACCAUUUAGUGAUAAAAAAGAGAUUCCGAUUAUAUCAAUGGCAGCUUCUGCAAAAACUCUUACGCUUGAAAAUACUAAGCUCACUGGAGAAUGGACAGUUGUUUUACCUCGUCGUGGCAAACAUAGAAAGGCUAUUCCCAAAUUAAAAAUGCCAGAACAACCAGAAGCAUGGGCUCCUAGUGAUCUUGAAAGUGAUCACCGCAGAGAAUCAAAAUUGAUGCAGAAGAUGCUGAUCUGUUUGAAGAAACUUGAGAGCUCACAGUUCUAUCAAAGUUUCUUGGAUCAAAUCCAGACACCUAACAUCCUAGACUCCUUACUAAGAAUUUUGGGAUCUGAAUUGAAGAUGCAGAUGGUGAUAUAUGGUAUUGGAAGCAUUGAAUCAUAUGAAUCUCCUCGAUUGCAACUUAGCCUGGCAAUCUUGAUGAAAAGAAAGUUCAGUUGGAUAGGAGACGUAGAGGUAUUUGACCCCAUUGUUUCUGCGACAGAAUCUAGGAUUUUGCAGUCUCUUGGCUGCUCUGUUCUCUCAGUAAAUGAGCAAGGUCGGCGACAGGCUUUAAAGCCGACAAUGUUUUUCAUGCCACACUGUGAAGCAAAAUUAUACGACAACCUUUUGCAGGCAAACUGGAAGGUAGAUCUCCUGAAAAACAUCGCUUUGUUUGGGAACAGCUUCAUGGCGUAUGAGAAGUUCGUUUCGGACUUCAAGAACUCGCGUGUGGUGGAUUCAGCAACGCAUAUCUUGGCUAUUCAAAGGUUCACAGAUGAAAUUAAGAUCAAUACUGUUUCAGAUGACUAUUUUGGAGCCUUUAAUGAUUCAAGUUGGCAUUUUUUUAUCCCAGAAUCUGAGAGGCAGCUGCAGUUAGGUAAUUUAUAACAGAGAUUGUCAAGCAGGAUUCAGAAACUGCUAGAUGAUUGAAAUCAUCCAUAUUGUUUCUCCAUAUUUAACUUGGAGAGAUUUUGCUUUACUUAUAAUUGCAUGCAAAGUGAAUUAUGUUGAGAAA